Molecule: messenger RNA, 3331 nt
Organism: Corylus avellana
Lineage: Eukaryota; Viridiplantae; Streptophyta; Magnoliopsida; Fagales; Betulaceae
Biological process (GO): regulation of DNA-templated transcription; protein phosphorylation
Molecular function (GO): ATP binding; protein serine/threonine kinase activity
Source: RefSeq, a predicted model, not a curated record
GAGAGACGGAGAGAGUUGAAGAAUAAGCAAAAGCAAAAACUAAAAGAGAAAGAAGGUUGGGAAAGAUAGAAAGGAGGAGAGAGAAAGAGAGAAAGUCAGAGAUAAGCCCUCAGAGAGAUUCAUAAAUCUCCAUACUUUGAAGAUUAUCGACUGUUAUCAACUGGGUCUACUUCAGUUACUCGAAAUAAAGCAAAGAAAGCCAUUGAGAGUGUAUGUAUAUAUAUAUAUAGAGAGAGAGAGAGAGAGAGAGAGGGAGAGGCCGGUGGAUCUCCUUGAUGUGCUGUUAUCACUUCCACCAAGUGGGUAUUGCGGUGUGAGUCAGAUAGAGAGAGAGAGAGUCCCAAAUCCCCAAAUGGGAACCCCACCAGCAGAGGAGCUUCUGAGGAAGAUCCAAGAGCUCGAAGCCGGUCAAGCCGACCUCAGGCAGGAGAUGUCAAACCUCAAGCUCUCCGGCGAUGCCAUAUCCGAGCAACAACAGGACCACCACCAGAGGUCCCACUCCGUGUCCCCACAGCGCUCGACCUUGGCCUCCUCUGGUCCGCGAAGAAGAGGUGGCGCAGCUGGAUUGGACUCCGGAACGGGAGCUUGGAAGAAGGGUUCGGCGUCGUUUCGGCAUUCGUCGCCGCUGCAGAGGGAGAGCCGGAGCCAUGAGCCGGUGAAUGUUAGAAUUGGUGGUGGUGGUGGACCCUCGGCCGUGAAUUUUACUGAUAGGCAGUAUUUGAAUAUCUUGCAGUCUAUGGGACAGUCUGUCCAUAUAUUUGAUCUUAAUGGACGUAUAAUUUACUGGAACCGUACCGCUGAGAAUCUGUAUGGUUAUUCAGCAGCAGAAGCGCUAGGCCAGGAUGCCAUCGCGCUUCUAAUAGAUCCCCAGAACUUUGCUUUAGCAAAUAAUAUAGUAAAUCGAGUCAGCAUGGGAGAGAGCUGGACUGGGCAGAUUCCUGUCAAGAAUAAGAUGGGGGUGAAGUUUUUAGCCGUUACAACCAAUACUCCCUUGAAUGAUGAUGAUGGUGCUUUGGUUGGGAUUAUUUGUGUAUCAACCGAUUGGCGGCCCUUUCAAGAAAUGAGGGAUUUAUUGUCAGGUGUAAACCACUCAGAACCAGAUCGGCCCCGAACUGGUGCCACAAUCACGAAUAAACUUGGUCUUGAUUCUCAGCAGCCUCUGCAAGUUGCAAUUGCAUCAAAAAUUUCUAAUUUGGCAUCCAAGGUGAGCAACAAAGUUAAGUCAAGAAUUCGGACGGGUGAGAAUAACACAGAUCGUGAAGGUGGGAGUGGAGAUAGUCACUAUUCUGAUCAUGGUUCGCUAGAUGCAGUUCUCUGUGACCAUAGGGAGGAUGCAACUUCAAGUGGAGCAAGCACACCCAGAGGAGAUGUAACUCCAUCUCCUUUUGGGGUAUUUUCUCACAUUGAGGAGAAGUCCCCUGGAAAAGCCUCCAGAGAUUCUGGGGAUGAGAGUGAAGGAAGACCGGCAAUUCACAAGAUCAUAACCUCCAAGGCGGAAGCAUGGAUUGGUAAGAAAGGGAUAUCAUGGCCAUGGAAAGGGAAUGAGCGAGAAGGUUCAGAGGCAAGGAAUUCCCGUUUUGCAUGGCCCUGGUUGCAUAAUGAUCAAGAGAAUGAACCAGUUCAUCAGAAGAGUCCCUCUUCUGGGCUAAAACCAGAAAGCCAGGCGGGUGAAAGUAAUCGGCCUGGCAAUAAUGAGGCGUCGGGUUCCUGGUCCUCAUUUAAUGUUAACAGCACAAGCAGUGCCAGCAGCUGUGGAAGUACCAGCAGUAGUGCUGUUAAUAAGGUGGACAUGGAUUCUGACUGCUUGGAUUACGAAAUCUUGUGGGAGGACUUGACAAUUGGAGAACAAAUUGGGCAAGGUUCUUGUGGAACUGUAUAUCAUGGUCUGUGGUAUGGAUCAGAUGUUGCUGUCAAGGUAUUCUCCAAGCAAGAAUAUUCAGAUGAUGUAAUACAUUCCUUUAGACAAGAGGUAUCUCUUAUGAAAAGACUUCGACAUCCAAAUGUUUUGCUAUUUAUGGGAGCUGUAACUUCAGCUGAACAUCUCUGCAUUGUUACAGAGUUCCUUCCACGUGGAAGUUUGUUUCGCUUAUUACAGAGGAACACAACCAAAUUAGAUUGGAGACGGCGGGUUCAUAUGGCUUUGGAUAUAGCCCGGGGCAUGAAUUAUCUUCACCAUUUCAAUCCACCAAUCAUUCAUCGAGAUUUGAAGUCAUCAAAUCUUCUAGUGGAUAAGAACUGGACUGUGAAGGUUGGUGAUUUUGGUCUCUCACGUCUUAAGUAUGAAACAUAUCUCGCAACUACGACUGGGAAGGGAACGCCUCAAUGGAUGGCACCAGAAGUUCUUCGUAAUGAACCUUCUGAUGAGAAGUCUGAUGUAUAUAGCUAUGGGGUGAUAUUGUGGGAGCUUGCCACAGAGAAGAUCCCUUGGGAUAAUCUGAACUCAAUGCAGGUGAUUGGAGCUGUUGGGUUCAUGAACCAACGGCUAGAGAUUCCUAAGGAUGUGGAUCAACAGUGGUCUUCUAUAAUUGAAAGCUGCUGGCACAGAGAUGCAGCAUGCCGACCAACAUUCCAGGAACUCUUGCAAAGGCUUAGAGAGUUACAAAGACAAUAUGCCCUUCAAUUCCAGGCAGCCCGGUCUGCAGCCGUAGAUAGUGCCCAAAAGGAACUGUAGAUACAAACUCAUUAUGCUUUGGAUUUCACUCUGACCAUAAUGCUGCCGGCAGCAUUUUUUGCACCCAAUACCGGCCAGCAUGUGGUGCCACAGAUUGCCAUGAUCAGCCCUGUGGUAUUGGAACCACAAGGUCGAAACGCAGAAAAUCUUGGCUCACCCAUUAGCCAGAUGAAGAGGGAAAAAUAAGAGAAGUAUUGGUUGUCAUCCAUGUGAGCUACCUAAUUUUUGGUGGUGAUAUGGGUUGGUUGUGUGAUGUUUGUUCAUUGGCUUGACGUCAAAGGAGAAUCUUCAUAAUGGUGCAGUGUGCUGGUCGGUCUCAUGUGACCCAACUUUGUGGUUUUAUAUAUGGAGAAUGUCAGAGCCACUUAAAACAAAAAAGCUUUACAAAAAGAAAAUUACAGUUUCAGGUUGUGAGUAAAAAGAGUGCAAUCAUUGACUUUCUUCAUUUUUAUAAUUACCAGGAGCCGGAUAGAAUGUAAGCCACAAAAGAGUUUGGCAGAGCUGCAGAAGCAGAGUUUAGAUGGGAUUUUGUCUUUGUUUUCAUUCUUGUUGGGUCUCUAUUUUGCCUUCGGUAUCUCAAGUUUAGGUACCCUAACAUGCAAAGAUAUUCUAAUUUAUUGGAAGUACACCAGAAAAAGAAAAGCAACCAUUGUGAGAUUA